Macadamia integrifolia is the source of this 5198-nucleotide messenger RNA. RefSeq names its product probable indole-3-acetic acid-amido synthetase GH3.1. Gene Ontology annotation, molecular function: DNA-binding transcription factor activity; acid-amino acid ligase activity. Lineage: Eukaryota; Viridiplantae; Streptophyta; Magnoliopsida; Proteales; Proteaceae. The transcript is spliced from 10 exons. The record is from RefSeq and is a predicted model, not a curated record. Bases 759 to 1730 code for a protein of 323 amino acids. Gene Ontology annotation, cellular component: cytoplasm.
CCUACCUGUGCCAUUUCUCUUUCCCAAAUAAGAGGUAUAGAGUCUUUUUCACAUUGGAAGAGAGAGAGAGAGAGACGCAAAGGAAUACUUAAAUAGGCCAUUAUUUUCCCUCUGCCUGACAUAGAUGAGUGUUGGAAGCGAUUCCGCUAAAGACAGCGAUUCUUUCAAAUGCCAUUUUUCUUCUUCUUCUUCAAAAGUGAACGAUACCAAAUGAUACCGAUCCCUAAAACCAUGAGAAACUGGGUUUGGGACUUUGGGUUCCAAUAAGAAAGGAAUCCAUUUGCAGAAGCAGAAGUAUAGUUCAAACAGAAGGAAGAAUGGGUGCCUCUGCAACUGCUCUAUCUUCUUUCCCCUCGCAUUAUUUCCGUAUAGCUCUUCUGACCUCUCUCACUUCAAACUAUCCCCUGACCUACAGUGGCGUUAGUGUGCUCGGUAACGACAUCUAUGCCUUGGACUCCAAGAUGAAGAAGAGUACAGGGUUUGGGUCGAAGACGAAGAAGGAGAAGGUUAGGGAUGGGCUCGAGGAAAGAGUGUUUCAGGUGAGGAGAGUGACUAGGUGGGCAAGGGUGGGAAGCAACUGCAUUUCAGGGCUAUUGUUGUGGUGGGCGAUAAGCAGGGUUAGGUUGGGGUUGGUGUUGGCAAAGCUAAGGAGGUUAUUGGGGCGGCUCAGAAGUCCGCUACCAAUGCCAGGAGGAAUAGAAUCACCAUGCCCAAACGAAAUCCAAGACGUUCCCUCCCAGGUUUGAAUUUCAAAAUCCAUGAUCAAGGGCCCUCUUUUCCCGCCCCCCGCCUCCGCCUCCUCUCUAUCUCGCUUGCUCACAGUCUCUACUUCAACAAUGGCUAAUGCCACUUCUCUGUCUACUCCACUUGGAACUGCCGCCUGCGAGAAGCAUGCGAAGGAUAUUCAGUUCAUCGAAGAGAUGACCAAGAACGCUAACACAGUCCAGGAGGCGAUUUUGGCUGAGAUCUUGCCCCGAAAUGCUGAGACUGAGUAUCUCCACCGAUACCAGCUUAAUGGCGCAACCGAUCGGGAGACAUUCAAAUCAAAGAUACCAGUAAUCACCUACGAGGAUAUUCAGCUUGAGAUCCAACGCAUUGCCAAUGGUGAUCGUUCCCUAAUCCUCUCCAGUCAACCCAUCUCUGAAUUCUUCACUAGCUCUGGAACUUCCGACGGUGAGAGAAAGUUCAUGCCCACAACUCAAGAAGAGCUGGAUCGCUGUCAACUUCUUCAUAACCUUGUCACACCAUUCAUGAACCUUUACGUUCCAGGCCUAGAACAGGGGAAGGGGCCAUACUUCUUGUUCGUCAAAUCCGGAACCAAGACUCCCGGCGGGCUAUUGGCACGUCCAGCUCUCACUAGCUACUCCAAUAGCGAUCAAUUCAAGAACAGACCCUACGACCCUUACAAUGUAUACGCUAGCCCCAUCGAAGCCAUCCUUUGCACCGAUUCUUUCCAGAGCAUGUACAUCCAGAUGCUAUGUGGCCUCUGCCAACAAAAGGAAGUCCUUCGAGUCGGUGCCAUGUUCGCCUCUGGGUUACUCAGGGCGAUCAGAUUUCUCCAACUCAACUGGCAACAACUCGCCCAUGACAUUUCCACGGGGACCUUGAAUCCCAAAAUCACCGACGCAUGGAUGAACAAAACAUGGAUUUUGAAAUUGUUACUGGGUUUUAUGAGUUGUUUGGUCAGAACCGGUUCAAAUCAAUAUGGUUCGAGUCAUCCAUUAAUCUGAACCGAACUUAGUAACAACAGACCAACAAAAAUAAUCUCAGCCGCAGGUUUAAAGAAGGACACUUGUCGACUUCUGCAGGUAGCAAAACACAGCAAAACAUGGAUGAAGAAAAAUAGACGAUUUUUAUCCACCAAGUUUCAGGUCAUAAUAUGGACGUUUGACCACCGAAACUGUCAACCGAGUCAAAAAAAAAAUACCCAACUCGCCGAGAUUUCAAUAUUUCGGUGGUUUCAAAACCAUCGAAACACCGAAAUGAAACGAUAUUUCAAACCUUGUUAUUCCCAAGGCAUGCAAUAGUAUUGUUGAUAGCCUGAAAAGGAAUGCCCUGUUGAUUUCAUGGAAGACAGAGUGGUCACAUUCCACUCCUUGGCUCCCUGAACUUGUUAUUUAGGAGGCCCUAUUUUGUGCACGAUCUUCUGCUUAAUGACUUUUCUUCUAAAGGGGUGUCCCCAGUGCACAAGGCUACCUCCACUGCGGGGUCUGGGGAGGUCAUAAUUUAGGCAUUUUACCACUGCUUCUCAGAUAGGUUGUUUCUUGACUCGAACCCGUGACCACUUGGUUACAAUGGAACAACCUUACGGUCGCACCAAGAAUGAAUUUUCUUCUUACCAACGAAGAAAAAAAUAAAUAAAUAACUCGCUUCUGGUUCAUUAAAGGUUUUGGGCCCUCAUAAUCUCAAACAUUCAAGUCACUUAAAUAAAAGUGUUUCUUUAAGACAUAAAAUCCAUUUUAGAUGAGAAAUAAAAUCCUUCACAAAUCUUUUCGUUGCUUGGGAUCUCACCACCCCUAGUUUUUUGUGCAUCACCUUUGGGAUCCGACUCCUCUCCUCAGUGGUGAUUGCCCAAGUCGGCCCAUAGCUACCUGGGCAAUCGCCGCGUGUCCAGGCGACGAUCCAAUGGUGCCCAACAAGGCGUGGAAAACAAGGCGCUGACAAAGGCGUUAGGCGCCGUUGGAUCGUCGCCUGGACACAUGGCGAUCGCACAAGUAGCUAUAGGAAAGACCUGGAUGAUCACUCCUCAGAGAGGAGCCAAAUCCCUUUGCAAGCCCUUGAUGCUUUUUUUUUUUUUUUUCUUUUUCCAUCCCUUUCUUUUGUUAAUAUAUUUUCAUUUAUCCCAAAAAAAAAAAGCAUAUAUGUAGUUAUUUUUUUAUUAUGACAUAACUCUUAUAUAAGUUAAUAGUUAUUAAGUAUGAACCAACCCCAAAUGAUUAAAUAUGCAUCUUAAAUGGAUACAAGCGAUUCCAAUUCCAGACAGUACUUUGUUGGUCUUUUGAUUCUAAACCUGUUAGGUUGCUCGUCCUACAACUAUCCCGUCCCAUUGAGUAACAGGAUGGAUCAGUUCCAGGUUUUAGCAGUUUGAUUAUGGAAUGGCUCAAUCUACUAAAGCAAUGACGUAUGCUAAAUUGUCAUAUUUAGCCAUCUUUAUGAACGAAUCUCCUCUUUUUUUUUCUUUUUUUUUUUGUAAACAAAGGUCUACUGAUAAGAAUGAAUCUUGAUAUGUUCAAGGAAACUGAUGACUCAGCAUGCAUGUGCCAAGUGUGUCACAUGCUUCAUUAUAAAUAAGUGUGUUUCUUCUCCUUUCCCUCAUAGAAUUCUUUCUACAAGUUGUCUUUAGUGGGGUCCUGCUCCAUCUCCAGCAAGGGAGUUUGUAAACAUUCGAGAUCUACAAUCACCAGUUUUAUGAAGAGAGUCCAGUUGAUCUUGAAGAAGCUUAUUUUCCAAAUAUUUCUCUAUUUCCUUACUAGAUUUGCAUCUUGGGCUAGUGUACUAUGCUCUUUCGCACUGGAUGGGGACUUCAUAUCCUCAGGAGCUGUUUCGCACAUUAUCGAAAUCGAAAGUCCACAGCAGCUUAUCAGAUGGCCUUCUUCAAUACAAAGGCAGUGAGGAGUAAGAGAAAAAUAGCAAGGAGAAUGGGUUCUUCAGGCUCGUUAUCAUCCCCUUCUCUCAGCUUGUCCCGUCUCGUACUGAUAAGCGAUCAACAAGAUUUCCCUACUGCAGCCACACCUAGAAAUGCUGACAACAUCGACGGUGAAGAUUCCAGAACCAUUACAACAUCUGAUAACAAGAUACUGAGAUUCUUGUUUCAGAAAAAACUGAAAAACAGCGAUGUUAGUUCCCUGGGAAGGAUCGUUCUCCCAAAGAAGGAUGCAGACGCACAUCUCCUGAACCUUACAGUAAAAGAAAGGAUCCAAAUUGGAGUGGGAGAUGUCUCCUCCAACGCAGUCUGUUGCAAGAGAUACAGGUGUUGGCCAAACAACUAUAGCAGCAUGUAUGUACUAGAGUGUACUGGGGACUUCAUGAAGCAGAAUAGUUGGAGACUUGAUCAUGGUGUAUUAGGAGGAUGAAAACAAGGAACUGGUGAGCUUUCCUUCACAACAAGAACAGGAUCUCCUCAAUCAGCACGGUGAUGUGGAUUGUUCUCUCUCACUUGUUCUCCCCAUUCAGAACACUACAACUCAUCCCGCAGUUCCCUCCCGUCCUUUGCCUCCAGAGGAAAAACUGAAAGAGCUUCAAGAAAUUACAUUUGUGAAGAGCCAGGCUGCUCUCUCUCUCUCUCUCUCUCUCUCUCUCUCUCUCUCCAUUUCCCCUGGAUCAUUGUUUACCUUAUACCAUACACGGCUGCUACAACAACGACAACACCGACACUGAUGCCAACACCAAUAACAACAGGAGCAACAACAAUGAUAUCAACAACAAAUACAAUGACAACAAAUCUAUUGCUUGCCUCAACCUUGAAGUAGAGGCAUAAUUCGCGAAAACAUAGGUGGAAGUAGUGCUGUAGGGGAGUGCUCAUCGUCAGAUAUUUCUUGUGCAGUUUCUUCUACAUUCAGAACUACAGCUCCUCUCAGCAGUGCUGCCGCCAUUGAUACGCCUUCUACUGCACAAUCACCACCACCAGCAGUUGGAGUGGAAGAGCCCUCACUGUUCAAUGCCGCUACUUAACUGUAAGACGAGGAGUACAAGAAGUUACCUGCUCUUAUAGUUCGCUCUUUCACUGACUUCAGCGACUGUUUGGUGAACUUAAUAUGCUCCCCAUAUUUGAGUCUCUUUACAACGAUUACCUUAUGAAGACGACAUUGACAAGGCUGGCAAGGGUAAUACAGCCCCACCCAAAUGAAAUGGAGAAUUAUCUAUUUCCUUUCUGUUUACCUCAUAUUUGGGAACUUGGGUCUCAAAAAACCCAAGGGGAUAGUUUUCCUUGGUUGUUUAGGUAGAGUGAGAAACAUUAAAGUGUUUAAUUCUUUUAUUAUGCAUGAUAUUAACAGGCUAUGGUUGUCCUUAGUUUUUCACCUCAAAGUGUCAUGGUUCAGGAUAGAAUUUAGCAUUUUGUUUUUACGGUUGUCACAUUGUAUGAUCUUUGGAAUGACAAUUCCAAGAUAAAAAGUGUGGUUGUACGCAUGUGUGUACAUUGGACUAGGUCUCUUGAGAAUUAAUCUUGAAUGGAAUGCUUUCGAAUAUUGAAGGAACAA